AAUAAAAUAAGUCAUGCAUUUAUAGAAAAAAUGAUUUUAGGUCACCUGAAUGACAAAUCUUCCCUGUAGUCGACCUCUCCUUAUAAUUCUUUUUUUUUCUAAAACCAACAUUGCUUUCUCCGGCGUCGACUUCUGCUCCCAAAUAAUGAUCCUUUUGUUCAUCCCUUUUGUUUUUACUCUAUGAUUUUGAAUUUAGAGAAUUCGAUGGUGAUCGAUUUAUGGGUUUAGAGAAUUUCCUAGAUUUAGGGAAAGUUCCUGAUGGGGAAAGAAUUUUGGAACAACUUCAAAUUGUUGAAGUGGCAAAUGCUGAAGAGAUUUCCUUAGCUCCUAUUCCACUCAUAGAACAUUUUAGGCAGGGGUUAGGACGAUUUAAAGGAGGAUAUGCUCGAGGUCUUGGGAUAGGAGGACUUUCAAAUCGCUAUAUGGAACAAGAAUUAAUUAAAACAUGUGAAGAACAGGCGACAAAACAUGCUGAUGAUUUGGAGAAGAGGAUUUCAAAUUUGGGUGAUACUAUAAAAAUGCAAGCUGAUUUAAUUAACCAGUUACACAAUUUGGUUGAAGAUUUGCAGAAUCAAGCUAAUGAAUACAAGAAUGCAAGAAGCGAAAACGAAAAUGUUUCUGGGAUUAAACUAUCUGAAUCACAACUCCAACAAAUUUCAGCUUUUGUGAUGCAAAGGUCAAAAUGAUAUUAGUCUCAUUUCCAUUUAGGAUUUAUUUUGUUAUUUUUAUUUUUCAGAUUUAUUUUAGUUGGAACAAACAAAACUUAGUUGUUAUUAAUUUUAUUUAAUAAUAUUUUUAUUUUGAAUAAAUUUUUAUUUAUUCA
This is a messenger RNA of Rubroshorea leprosula, 823 nucleotides long. Lineage: Eukaryota; Viridiplantae; Streptophyta; Magnoliopsida; Malvales; Dipterocarpaceae. The record is from the annotation of a GenBank genome assembly.